AUGUCUCUGAGUGCGAGUGCGGAAAAUUUAACAUCAGAAGGGCAAAAUAGUGAAAGGUGGAAUAUGUGCCUUGAAUUGGCGCUUGAGGGUGAACGUCUGUGUAAGGCUGGAGAUUGUAAAUCUGGGGUAGCAUUCUUUCAAGCUGCAAUUCAAGCUGGUACAGAUGACUUAAGGAUCUUAAGUGCAAUUUACAGCCAAUUAGGAAAUGCUUAUUUUUACCUUGGAGACUAUGUGAAAGCAAUGCAAUAUCAUAAAUUGGAUUUGACAUUAGCACGUAACAUGGGAGACAAAUUAGGAGAAGCAAAGUCUAGUGGAAACUUGGGAAAUACAUUGAAAGUCAUGGGAAAGUUUGAUGAGGCUAUGAUUUGUUGCAAGAGACACUUGGAAAUUUCAAGAGAAAUUGGAGACAAGCUAAGCGAAGGAAGAGCUUUAUACAAUUUGGGGAAUGUCUAUCAUGCUAAAGGUAAACAGGCGGGUAGAGUAGGUCAUCAAGAUCCUGGGGAAUUUUCUGAGGAUGUCAGACAAUGUUUACAACAAGCUGUACACUAUUAUGAAGAAAACUUAGAAUUAAUGAAGGAAUUGGAAGAUUCUGCUGCUCAAGGUAGAGCUUGUGGAAAUUUAGGAAAUACAUUUUAUCUUCUUGGCGAUUUUCAACAAGCAAUUUAUUAUCACAAUGAAAGAUUAAAGAUUGCCAGAGAAUUCGGUGAUAAAGCUGCUGAGAGGAGGGCAAACAGUAAUCUAGGAAAUUCACAUAUAUUUCUUGGUGAAUUUGAGAAAGCUGCACAACAUUAUAAGAGAACUCUCGUCCUUGCACAAGAGUUAGGAGAUAGAGAAGUAGAAGCACAGGCAUGCUAUUCCCUAGGAAAUACGUAUACUCUAUUGCGAGAUUAUCCGACUGCAAUAGAAUACCAUUUGUGGCACCUUGAAAUAGCACAACAGCUUAAAGAUCGUGUAGGUGAAGGCCGUGCCUGCUGGUCUUUGGGAAACGCAUAUGCUGCAAUGGGUAACCAUGAAAAAGCACUACAUUAUGCCAAUCUACAUCUAACCAUUUCCAAAGAAUUGGAAGAUCCAAUGGGACAAGCUACUGCACAAAUGAAUGUCGAUGAUUUACAAAAGAUUCUGGGUUUGGAAAAAGGGCAGCAAGAGAAUAAUAAAGAAAAUAUUGCACAAAAACUAUCGACCAAUACUGGUGCAAAUGUUAAUAUAUCUUCACCAUGUAGAUAUAGACUUAGACGACAAAGCAUGGAUAAUCUCGAUCUCAUUAAGCUCACACCGGACGCAAAACUAAAAGAGCAAGCUGAAUCUCAAAUAGAUAAAAGUAAUAACACAACACCACAACUUACUCAAAAAGAAGAAGAUAGUUUCUUUGAUCUUCUAUCUCGUUUUCAAUCUGGUAGAAUGGAUGAUCAACGUUGUGCAUUGAAUAUAAAUCGCAAUCCUAAGUUUAGAACGAUAACACCUGAGGUUUGCGAGUCGGAAGAUAAGGAUGGAGAAGAUUUACUAGAACUGAUUGCUGGAAUGCAAAGUAAAAGAAUGGAUGAGCAACGAGUGACGCUGCCUUACUUACCUGGCCUAAACAGUAAUCAAGAUUCCGACGAUUCCUUUAUCGAGAUGUUGGUUAGGUGCCAGGGUUCGCGUUUAGAAGAUCAGCGGAGCCCUUUACCAGCAGCAUCAACGGUGCACGAUGCUGAAGAGGAACACAACCAAAGAUCUAAUGGGACUACUCAAGCAGGGUCGACAGUGCCUGAGGAGGAUCUUUUCGCUUUAAUACAAAGACUUCAGGCCGGACGAAUGGAAGAUCAAAGAGCCUCUGGUCCUGGCAAAACCUGUUAAAGCAUUAAUAUAUAUAAUUGUGGGAAAUCUCAUGGUAAUGAACCUGCUUGAAAUUCUACGAUUCGUUCCACGCAAUUUCUCGUUGUCUUCUUUUAUGAUUUACGAAACAAUCAAUGCUUAAUUUAUGGAUUCCGCUCAUAGCCUAUGAAAUCAUUGUACAAGUAUGAUUCAGACUUUAGGAAACUACAAGGUACUAUUAUACCGUCCACUGACAUUGGUUCUUCACUUUAUACGUAGAACAACGUAACGAUACCGUAUUGUUACGAUCACAGCAUACUGAUUUUGCUAAGCUGAAAAAACUUUUUUUAGCUGCUUGAGUAUCCAUAGUAUGGUGCCAAAUUCUGUAUAUACGAACCUAUGUUGUUCGUGUAACCAAUCAGGAAAUGUUGCACGACAUUAAAUAGAAAAUAACUUUGUAUUAAUAUUUUUGAGAUGCAAGAGUAUUUGUUUUUUAGCUGCGAUUAGAAAGUGACUAAAUAAUUCACGAUAAAAAAAUUAAAUUGAUAACAUUAUAAACACUGCCAGGUUGAGUGUUUGAGUCAUGUAUUUCUUCAAAGAACUUAAAAUGUUAGUCAUGAGCACGGAACGAUGAAGAUUUAUCAAUCCUGGCAUUAUUUUUUCCAUAUUCAGUAUUGUAUAAUUAGAUAUCAAUUAUUUUCGUGAAUUGCGAGGUACUACGUGAUAAAAUUGGUGCCAAAAAGAAUUGAUCUGUUGGAAUCUGAAUAUAUAAUAUAAAAAAGAAAGAAGAAAUUGUUGGUCUUCGUUGUUUGUCUAUUUUUCUGUAUUCACUGUUUUCCCUAUUAUAUAUUGAUAAAUGCAUGUGAAUUAAUCGAAGUUUGUAACACGUAUAAUUAUAAUAAUUUAUAACCAAUGUUACCACUUCUAUUAAUUAUAUGAUGUUGUAACCAGCUUCCGUCUUUCAUCUAUACUCUGCACAUUCCAAUUAGAUGGAGUGUUAAUGGUGUAUCUGUGGAUAGACUGGAUCGACCAUGAUCAUCUUUAAUUCCAAUAGUACCUAACUACAAAACUCUAUAUGGAUAUUCCAUCUUAAAACUUUCAAACAGACUUAAUUAUGCGUAAGAGAAUUCAAUUUAUAAGGAUUCUCAAACUUACAAUUUGAUACGAUCCACUGUAUCAUCCUGAUCUCGUUGUGUUCUAAGAACUUUAAAAAGACAAAUACUUGGAUAAUACAUUUAUUAAAAGAGGAACGUAUUGAACAUUCCAUUAAAUAUUCCAUAUUAUAUUUAUAACCUUUAAAGAUAUCUUACCGAUAAAUAACCUAAUGUAAAUCCCACGCGUUGUUUGUUUCUGGAUAUGCGGUAGGAAGAUUAUUAGAAAUAAAACGCUUCAAGGAUCUAGAGGAGAAAACAAGGAGAAGAUUGGAACAAUGCCUUAAUAAGUUUAUGUAAUUCUAUCGACCUACUAUGCGUGUAUGUGUACUUUGAGGCUAAACCGUUUCAUGCCUACUUAUUAUACAUGUGUACUAAAAUCUAAACUUAACUAUGAAAGCGAAUAUAAAAUUAAGCCGAGCCUGGUCAAGCGACUAUAAAACUAUGUUCGAGUAUUGUUGGAGAAGAAAAUUAUUAGUGUCAUGUAAAAGGAAGGACGAGAACUAAUUGUAAUUCCUGUAUGUAUGAAUUAUAGUAUUAUUUUUCUUGUUGUUAAGAAAAUUGUGUAACUAUAUGAACUUGAAACGAAAAGUGAGUUAAAGAACAAAAAAAAAAAAGAAAAAAAAGAAGAAAUUCGUUUUAAUGGUGUAAACGUACAAACUCAUCGUUCAUAACUGUUAUCAUUGAAAGAA
Messenger RNA from Bombus impatiens (common eastern bumble bee), 3634 nucleotides. It is a transcript of the gene pins, whose product is annotated as G-protein-signaling modulator 2. The record is from RefSeq and is a predicted model, not a curated record. Bases 1 to 1833 code for a protein of 610 amino acids. The transcript is spliced from 8 exons. Gene Ontology annotation, molecular function: GTPase regulator activity; protein binding. NCBI's taxonomy places the organism in Eukaryota, Metazoa, Arthropoda, Insecta, Hymenoptera, Apidae.